Molecule: messenger RNA, 2535 nt
Organism: Symbiodinium sp. CCMP2456
Lineage: Eukaryota; Dinophyceae; Suessiales; Symbiodiniaceae
Source: the annotation of a GenBank genome assembly
AUGGUGACUGCAUCUUUCGAUGAGGUGAUCGAGGCCAUCCCGUACCGGACCGAGGCCAGCCGCACUUUCUCUGCAGCCAAGGCCGCUCGCAGGUCCGAACCAGCUACGGAAACGCCUAGCUCCUCUACAGCCCCGCCUAGCGGUGGCCGAAAUUUGCGGGUUGACCCAAAGGACCUGAUCGGGUACAAGGUUGGAGAGGAUGACGAUCUCAACUAUAUGCUCGGUGUCGACGACGCCCACUACUGCAGACUCACCGAGGACAACCCCGAGCACGAGGACAUGCGAACUGUCAAGCAGCCCGACAUCCCCAUGGACUACCUCUUGAAGCCCCCUCGCUGGGUGGAUAAGGUGUCAAAAUGGAUGAUCGGAGCGGUGAGGGGUUCGGUCGUUGAGUCGAGGAGCAGGGUCGGCAAGUGGAUCAGGGUUGAGGAACUCCUGUUUCUUUUGAAGCGGCGGCACAAUGUCGUGAUCGGUCACCGAAUGCUGCAAUCAGUGGUGGCUCACGACAAUAAGUGCAGGUUCCUCCUCGCCGAGCAUUCCAAGGACCUACGCAACGACUAUAUUGACUGCGGGGUGUGGCCGAUAUGGAUUUCUGCUAGCCAUGGGCACAGCGCGCGCAUCCAGAACGAGGUCGAUGAUGCCAGCAUUGCCACAAGGUGGCUCGACCCUCGGAGGCGCGCGAUCGACCAAGUUCCAGCCGCCUACAAAGGCAGGCCAUUCUUGUGCCGCGGCGACGAGGAGUUUCCAAAUCGGCUUUACCGUCGGACCGCCCACGAUGCAGCCUUUCAGAUCCUCGAGGAAGGCCUCAUCCCAGGAUUCCGUGGCUCGGGGAAGUACCACUGUUACUUCGCAAAAGCCACGCUAUCGGAACUGGGCAACAAGGCAGGAGUGCGGGCCAAUCUGCAUGUCGAGCUAGUGUUUGACACGGUCGAGGUGCUGAAGCACGCGGGAUACUUUGCCGAGAACGAGUUCCGGGUGAGUGCGUGCUAUACGUACGGGACUCCGACAGCAAUUCAGACCCUGUGGACCCGACCGUCGCCGGGGGAUGAAGAUGUCGAGGUCAUCGUCGAGAUCGCUGGGCUGACCACGACUGAUGACGACGAUGAGCCGGCGGACUUGUUCUCAUUCCCAGAACCGGCGGAACCAGAAGAAGAGGCUGCCAUCCUCUCAGAGGUCAUCCAAGAGCCUGAGGCAGAGGCUGCCACAAUGGACGCGGAUGUUCCAGCCCCACUUAGUGGAGGCCAUGGAGAUGAACAAGAAGAGCAAGUCCCCGAUACUUCGGAUGCUCCGAUGCCUGCGAUCCUCGACGCAACAGCUGCCGAUGUUCUCCCUGAGGAGACGGCCUUGUUGGGAGAGGACGACGGUGCUGGCAUUGGAACGGUUGCACCUCCCGAGCUUUCGGAGGGAUUGCCAACCGCUGCCAUCCCAGAGCCAGACACCACCAUGGCUAUCAUCAACGUCAAAACUAAAGAGACAGCAGCAGCAGAGGCACCCGUGGCACCGAAGGAGGAGCACGUCACCAGACCUGCCAACAAGAUGCCCACGGAGCCCCCGCACCGCAUUCUGCCACCUCCAGCCCCAUCAUCGGGUGGCCGUCGGCGUGCUUGCCCCCAGUGUGGCACAGUGCACCUGGUGGGACAAAUGGUGUGUCUUCGGUGCAAAGCUCAGCUGGCCAAAGCCACGGCGCAGAGCCAGCGCAAACGCCUCAAAACCGACCGGUGGUUUCAGGAGCAAGCAGCUGCCCUUGCAACUGGCAAGGCAAAGUCGCGCCUGACCGUUGAGGAAGUCCUCGCCAACAUCCGUAGGGAAGUGGGAGGACGUGGUGCGCAAAGCUUGGGCUCCGUUGCCAUCGAGAAGGCGAAGCAGAUGCUGAAAUUGGCCAACAAGCAGGGGUGCUCGACCAUCGUGGAACGUUUCGAGACCGAUGCCGAGUACACCAUCGCAUCCCUCAACAACGGCUUCGACCGUGACUUCCUGAGGACCCAAGAUGUGCUUGUCAAUGGCAUUCUGCCGAACCUCGGUCGCAAUCAGGCCCAGCGGACCCUUGGCACUGGCGUCCAUGGAUCUGGAAGUUGGGACCGCCCUGACUCUCCAGAGAGCGUCGCCAGGUUGCUCUAUCUGCGUGAGUGCAAUCCAGCCGCCUUUAAGGCAGGCCUGUUGGGGACUGAGCAAGACGAUCCCCUUGCCAUUAUGUGGCUGGGAGUCGCCUACAGCAUCUCGGGGUUCAUCCAAGUGUUCUUGCAGCACAAGGCAAUCGACCGGCUGCAAUGCUUCACGGAAACCUUGUACCUCGACCCCAACCUGGGUUACACGGCUGCAGAAUGGGACCUAUGGCUGAGGCAGCGCUUGAAUGCUCAGCUACAGCCCGCCAUCCGUGCUCAUGAAGAACGCCUUGCUGACGCCGAACGUUCCCGAGCAGCACAGCGUGCCGCUGAUGAACGCCGUGCGACAAAGGGCGAGGGCAAAGGCGGUAAGAAGGGCGCACCCAAGGGACCACAUCCCUAUGCUCGUGGCGGCUAUGGCUACCAUCGCUGA